Echinococcus granulosus is the source of this 1191-nucleotide messenger RNA. Its product is annotated as 26S protease regulatory subunit S10B. The transcript is spliced from 7 exons. Gene Ontology annotation, cellular component: proteasome regulatory particle, base subcomplex; cytosolic proteasome complex. Bases 1 to 1191 code for a protein of 396 amino acids. Gene Ontology annotation, molecular function: proteasome-activating activity; ATP hydrolysis activity; ATP binding. The record is from RefSeq and is a predicted model, not a curated record. Gene Ontology annotation, biological process: positive regulation of RNA polymerase II transcription preinitiation complex assembly. Lineage: Eukaryota; Metazoa; Platyhelminthes; Cestoda; Cyclophyllidea; Taeniidae.
AUGGCCGUUGAGCAAGGCGGUUCUGAUCAAGCAAGGGAGCGGGCGCUUGCCGAUUAUCGCCGCAAGCUGAUUGAACACAGAGAACUUGAGGCUAGAUUAAAGGAAGCCCGUGAAAAAUCUAGGGCUGUGGAUAAGGAAUAUGAGAAAGCAGAAAAUGAUUUAAAGGCAUUGCAAAGUGUCGGUCAAGUUGUCGGCGAUGUCCUGAAGCAGUUGACAGAGGAUCAUUUCAUUGUGAAGGCAAGUAAUGGUCCUCGUUAUGUCGUCGGCUGCCGAAGAAAUUUACCCAAAAGCAAGCUGAAGGCUGGUACUCGUGUAGCUCUUGACAUGACUACUCUCACAAUCAUGCGCCAACUGCCGCGUGAAGUCGAUCCUCUUGUUUACAACAUGUCCGUUGAGGACCCAGGAGCCGUUUCUUAUGCUUCUGUUGGUGGUCUUGCUGAACAAAUCCGUGAACUUCGGGAGGUCAUUGAAUUGCCUUUACUGAAUCCUGAGCUAUUCCAACGGGUUGGAAUCACUCCACCUAAGGGAUGUCUCCUCUAUGGACCUCCUGGCACGGGCAAAACCCUUCUUGCCCGUGCCGUCGCCUCGCAGCUGGAUGCAAACUUCCUUAAAGUUGUUUCCAGUGGCAUUGUCGAUAAGUAUAUCGGCGAGUCAGCCCGUCUCAUCCGUGAAAUGUUCAGCUACGCUCGCGAUCAUCAGCCAUGUAUAAUUUUCAUGGACGAAAUCGAUGCCAUCGGUGGUCGUCGUUUCACUGAGGGCACAAGUGCUGAUAGAGAAAUUCAACGUACUCUCAUGGAACUUCUUAACCAAAUGGACGGUUUUGACGCUCUCGGGCAAGUAAAAAUGAUAAUGGCAACAAAUCGACCAGAUACUUUGGAUCCAGCUCUUCUUCGUCCAGGUCGACUAGACAGAAAAAUAGAAAUCCCUCUUCCCAACGAACAAGCUCGUAUGGACGUUCUGAAGAUUCAUGCUGCCCCGAUUGCUAAGCAUGGCGAAAUAGAUUGGGAGGCAAUUGUCAAGCUCUCUGACGGUUUUAACGGAGCAGACUUAAGAAAUGUUUGUACUGAAGCGGGUAUGUAUGCUAUUCGUGCUGAGCGUGAUUACACCAUCGAGGAGGACUUUAUGAAGGCUGUUCGAAAACUGGCCGACGCCAAAAAGUUGGAGACGAAGCUGGACUACAAGCCUGUGUAA